AUGCAAUGCGGUUCGAACGUAACAUAUUUAAAAAAGUCACUGUUCUUUCCAAAAUAUCCUGAUGAGGAGAAGUUCAUCAACGACUUUCAGAUUGAAGACGAUAGCGUGGACUACGGUCAGAAAAUAUUUGGAUAUUUACAUCCACAAAGCAAUGGUUUGUUUCGUUUCGCGAUCGCCUCUGACGACACUUCGGAGUUGUGGAUAAGUACAGACGAAAACCCUUAUAAUAAACGGCUAGUUGCUCGUGUAUUCACUGAAAACGCAAUAGCUUGGACGGGCAAGGACGAGUUAGAUAAAUAUCCUGAACAAAGAUCCAAAGAGCCACUCCAUCUUCAAGCUAAUAAGAAAUACUACGUCGAGGUUUUACACCAAAAUGUGAGUAGCCGCUACAUACUUUAUCCGUGUAAUCUAUAACACAGACAUGUAAUUUUAAAUUAAAAUCAUACUUGUAUAAAACUUGUCCAGGGGCUCUCCUCGAAAAGCCCUACAGGGUUUGCUGAGAGUUCCUGCCCAAGUAUAUUUUUAAAAUUAUAAGACUGUGUAAUAUUGUCACAGGGAGCCCGAACGUUGUUUUAGCUGACAGAAAAAAUUAGAUAUAUUUACGCUAUGUUAGCUAAUAAAAUAAUAAGAUGCAUUUUCCUUUGUUCCUUUGUUACUGAUGGUUCGCGUUCGUCAACGACGAACGCGAACGACUUAAUAUACCGACGUUCGUCAGCGACGUUCGUCACUCAUGACGACUACGACGUGAAAAUGCCUAAUUUCACGUUGUACAGAGGAAGUACACAAGCGACGACGAAAUUUCCUCCCUCUUUCUGCUCUUGGCUAUGGUUCUUAGGAAUUCAACUUUAGCAUGGUUCGCCUACAUUCGAAAAAGUUAGUGACUUGGGGUAAUCGCGAUGAAGAUUGAAUAGCCUGCGUUGCAGGCGUUUGGAAGGGAAGGGAAAGGGGGUUUUGGGCGCUAGGGAAACGCGAGGGGCGCGCGAGGAGGAAGGGGAGGAGGGAACUGCCAGGAAACCAUUGUUUUCGCCAUCCCGCCUACUAAUUAUGUAUGCAAAAUAACGCAACUGUGAAUGACUAGCGGUCAAAUAAGUCUGGCCGCGAUGCACUUAAUUUUUAAAGUCGUAUUUCACAUACUUUUUUUCUUUUGUUUUCCUAAAAUAAGAAAUCUGAAGUGAAGGUACUAUUUAAAAAAGUGUAAAUGCGGUCGUCCGUUGAAAGAAGAAAGUCGCAACCAUGCGUGGCUUGUUAUAUAAAAUCCAGCAUAAAUCUUACGUUACUAAAACAUGGAACGACCUAAAACCACCUACAACCACCUAAAACCACCUACAACCACCUCAAAAAAUUCAACAACCACCUUCAACCAUCUACAACCACCUCAAAAACAUCUACAACCACCCGCAAACAAUCUAAAACCAUCUAAACAGUGAACAGGGUGUAAAUGUCUGAAAUAGUUUCACACAAAUGUAUGUAGUUCCGCACAAUCCUUUAGUCUAGUGUGAACGUGUCUCACUUGUAGAGCCUGAUUUUAUACAGCUAUUAACCCGUUUACAGUUGCAAGAAUUAGAAGACAUAUCAUGAUAUUUGAUAAUUCUUUUCAGCAAAAUGAAUCAAAACGUUCUUACCAGUAAGGUCCUUUGGCGGGGAGGGAAGACCCGAAUAUUUGAUCCAAAUUUUUCGUUCCGUUUUAGCUCGUAAAGUUCCAGCUACUCUAGCCUGUGCCAGGCUCUCAGAUAGUAUAGUGGGGACGUAUUUACAACGAGCAAAGCGAAAAUAAGAAGCGCGCAUAUCCCAUCACUCCCAAGAAGAGGGCCGGGGUGAAAGUUGGGUUCCAAAACAUAAUAAAGGUAUAUAAAAAUCCGGGUAAAUUACUUUAAAUACAAUCAUUCACUAUUAAAAUUUUUCAACCCAUUUUUAUUAAUUUCGGCUCGUCUUAACUUGCUUUCUUCUGAAUCCAUUGUAUUAUAGAUUUUUUUAAAUAACAUUUUUAACAAUGAUUACACCUACUGGUCUCCGUUUCCUGUGUCGUGACGCAAGGAGUUUAGCCUUGCGUGAUGACACAGGAAACGGGUGUGAAAGACACUAGGGUUCAUCUAAAGGAGUCACCUGGAAUGUAGGUGGUUUUAGGUGGUUGUAGAUGGUUUUAGGUGGUUUUAGGUCGUUCCAUGUUUUAGUAACUACGUUUUUGCUGAAGGUAUCGCGUUGGACUUCCCAACUUGCAUGCAGUGUUCGUCGGAGAAAUUAAUUACAAACACUUUGCUGACUCUCGAACUGGAUCCAGCGCAGCAUACAAAAGAACGCUGGUAGCUGGGAAAGAAGAACGGAACUUCAAGGAUCUGCAAUAAGGCUAAUUCUGCAAUCAAUAUUAUCACUGAAGUACGGUAAGUUCCUGGCGGCUUUAUAACGUCUAUAACCAGCAAAAAGAAGUCCUCAAACCAAAAAUCGCCUAGGAUUAUAGAUCGCUUCGUCUUUAACAAUCUGGUCGUUGAUAAGCGUAGCCUGCGUGGUAGCCGUUUAAGGUCAAACAGCAGAUAACAAGCACACAGGCAGCAUGAUUUUUCCUCUCUCUCUUCUAGUGAGUAAAACAAGCCGUUGGAAGACGAGACUUCUCAAAACCACUCAGCGAAACUCAUCUAGCUGACAGGUCUUUUCCUUCAUACGAGUCUUUUAACUGCUUUCUUCUAUUCUCCUUUCAAGCUGAAAUAGAUACCUUCAGUUUCUAAUCGUUCUAAAACGAUGAAUGGCAUACAGAAAUCUCAUCACGCCUCACUAACAACAUAUUUUUAAAUGAUUAAUGAAAGAUCGAUUAAGUUACUCAGUAGCGUGAUGUUGAUUUCAGCCAAUCGGAUUAAGGUAUUACGGCUGUGAUUGACAUGUUUUGAAGACGGACCAAUCAGGAUUUUAACAUUCGCCUGGUGGAUGUUAAAAACGAGAAAAACAAUGGUCUCCUGGCAGGCGUUUCCCUCCCUCCCUCAUCGUGCGCCUCUCGCGUUUCUCUCGCACCUAAAACUCCCUUUCCCUUCCCUUUCAAACGCCUGCCACGCAGGCUAAAGAUUGAAAGAACACAAAUUCACUUUUUCAGCGACGUUUUCUCUGCCGUCGCCGUUCUGGGAUCUUAACGGUCCCUAAUAUAAAGUAUCGGCGCGAAGCGUCGAUACUUUAUAUUAAGUCGUUUUGGAAGGGAUUUGAAUCCGAUCAGAGACGGUUAACAUUGCUGGUUAUCAAAUAGCCUGCGUAGUAGGCGCUUGGAAGUAGUGGGUGAAAGAGAGAACGAGUGCGCGCGAGGGAGACACGGGAGGGGUGUCUGGCGCUUCGUAAAUAAGACGGUCAAGUUUCGUCUCGCGUUUCUAAUGUUGUUAACUGUUAACCGUCUCUGAUCGGAUUCAAAUCCCUUCCAGACAGUGACAGGAACAAAGGAAAAUGCAUCUUAUUAUUUUAUUAGCUAAUACAGCGUAAAAACACCUCAUUUUUCUAUUAGCUAAAACAGCGUUCGGGCUUAGGCUUUGGUAGAUUGUGCUACAACUAGUUGCAAAAAUGUUGAGACACUCUCACGAAAAAACAACCUGUCUUGCUUCAAAUCACUGCUAGUCACAGGUCUGUGAGAUAAAAUAGUGACUCCCCUCCUCCCCCCAAUUCAAAGUUGUUCCUCCAAGUUAUGAGCAUGGUUUUGUAUUCCUAGCAACUUUGAAAAGGGGUGGAGGGGGGUCACAAGCACAAGAUCAUGGACAGGCCAUUUAAGCCAAAAUAUGGUACAGUGUCUCAAGUACUUUUGCAACUGGUUGUCUCAUUUACGUUUUACUUCAAAAAGCUAUUUCCACGUCUCAACUUCCCAAAGAGAAGACUAUAGCGAGAUAAAUGAAUAGAAUGGCACUUUCUGUUGCUUUUCCCAGCUGACACAUCAUUGUCAUUGAUAGCAAAACUGCAUAAAAAAGCGCUUAAGAAUGUAGUGACUUUAAAAUUUUGCCUCAAUUUUGUUGUAACGCAUGUGCUAUUAAUUAUAUACCGUGACAUGGCUGUUCCGGCGUGGUGAUUAAACUCUGAGAAGUGUGAAUGCAUAUUAACAGCAUACUUUUCCUUUUCCUGGUAAUUAGAGAUAUUACAGUUGCGAAUAAAGCUGCCAAACUUCCAUUUUCACCCCUGUAUCUGUAACGCAAUGACAUUUGAUAUGCAGUGGUGUUAUGUAAUCGGUAUACCGCGUGAGUUAUUUUUCAACACCGCUGUAAAAGUAAAACCGUUCAGUUUUUUUCAUCUACUACAGUGAAAAUAACAUAGUUAUUAACGUCCGUUAGAGCUAGAGAGCAGAAAAAGUUGUGUGCUAAGUUAGUUUCUAUUUUCUGACGGUCUACCAUCAAUCACGGUCUACCAUUCUGCAACAGUAAGAAAUAUGAUAUAUCAUUAUAUUUAUCUGAUAUGAUGGUAGACCGUGUAGACCGUUGACGCACGUAAAUUCCUGACAUUGCUAUGGUGGAAAAUUACUAUUCUUGGGGACAGUGACUUCUUUUUUGCAAAGAAAUACAUUUUGUUACCAAGUAUAGAAUACAAGGCCACGUUAUAUGCGAGCUCUCGGGGCUAUGUUACUGAAAUACGCGCGUGAAUUUUCACGUUACCUGAUCACUAGUCACACUCGGGCUUCAAAAUCGAAACCAAGUUGUAAGACAACCAAAACGUAAACAUAAAUCCAAACUUGUGUUAAGUAAACUAAAGUCCACAACAGCUACUUUUUAGCGUAACUUUUCUUUCCUGUAAAUGGCAGGCGAUAAAAGAGGAACCAUUUCCACGUACUUAUCAGAAUCAACAACAAAAAGCCAUCUCCUUGAUCUAGCGGGGCAUCUUAGGUCACUUUCCUUUCAUUAAUAAACGUCUUUUACUCGAGUUCGAAGAAAAUAUAUUAUUUUUCGUAUUUUUGUAGCGUGUUAGGACAAAAAACCCUUUUCGUUGCAGCUUACUCAAGAUGGUGUGGCAUCUUUUGCCACGCGCUCCCUUUAAAAGCCCAGUUUCGAGCAAAUUACCACAAAAACAAAAGUGGAAAAAACUGCCGUUUUUGUCUCGCCAUUUUAAAACACGCAAACCUAGGGAAAUGAAAUGCUAUUUUUUAUAACCACCUCCUUAGGUGCAAAAAGUGCACCAUGUUUCACCCUGUUUAUUAAUCGGGCACCACGGCUAUAGAGGUAUGAAGGACUCAGACAACCAGUUGCAAAAAUGUUGAGACACUCUCACGAAAAAACAACCUGUCUUGCUUCAAAUCACUGCUAGUCACAGGUCUGUGAGAUAAAAUAGUGACUCCCCUCCUCCCUCCAAUUCAAAGUUGUUCCUCCAAGUUAUGAGCAUGGUCUUGUAUUCCUAGCAACUUUGAAAAGGGGUGGAGGGGGGUCACAAGCACAAGAUCAUGGACAGGCCAUUUAAGCCAAAAUAUGGUACAGUGUCUCAAGUACUUUUGCAACUGGUUGUAGCCUAAUUUUAAGCAUAAUUCAGCAAAACGAGCAUUAUUUUAAGCUUUUAUUUCAGUUUAGCACUGCCAGCAUAAUCUGGGCUUUUAUGCGUUGAAAACAAAAAAACCCAUCAUAGCUCUAGAAUAAUUCAGUUUGUACUUUAUUUCUGUAUUGUUUUUGGAAAUUAUUGAGGUCUGUGCUAAGGCCCAUGGUCAAAUAUGGUCCGGCAGGCCGCAGCGGUGACCCUGUGCGUAAGACCGAGACUCAGGCCACCACGCUUAUGGCUCGGCGGCUCGGCCCCUCAGGCCUCAGAUCAGAGAUAACGUCGUCCUCGAGUACAUCCACUUCCACCACUUCCACUGCCCUACCGAGAGCUUUAAUCUCUAGAGAACGUGUUCCUAAAAGUAAUACCGGAAAGUACAAGGAAAGAGGUAACUCAGAUCCAAAGAACAUGAGUCCUCGUGAUCGAUAUCGAAGAAUUCCCAGAGGAAAAUUUGUGUCUUCGAGGUGGAAAACUGUUUUGCAGUGGGUGUAAGGAGAUAUUGAGCUCUAAAAAGAGCAUUCUCAAAAACCACUUGGCUUCCAAAAAACAUGCCGCAGGCAAAGAAAAGUUAAAAGUGACAAAAAAGCGAGAUAAUGUGCGCACAUGCGUAUUUGCGAUGCUAAAGACUGUAAGACUAGAAGGUGGACUAUAUGAAUGUUCAUUAAAGUCAAAAUUGAGAGUUAAGCUACUGAUGAUCUUUAUUUUCCUUAAACUCAGUGUAAAAUCUAAUUAGCAUAAUUCCGGUGACAGAGAGCAUAAUUUUCAGAAAGUAGCAUAAUUUUGGCAUAAUUUCUAAAAAAUAUGAGCACUGCUAAAAGCAUAAUAUGCUUUUUUUUCGAGCACAAUCUACCAAAGCCUAUUCGGGCUCCGAUCGGCUCCCUGUGAUUUAAAUAUUGUAUGUAAAAAAAGGGCAAAUAAAUUGAUUGAUUGAUUGAUUGAUUGAUUGACAGGGCAUUGGCAAAGGGUUCGUGCGUGUAUUUUGGACUACAUCUGACAAAGUUCAAGAUUUUAGGCUCAUCACUUCAGAAUACCUCUCUUCAUUUCUGCAGAACGUAUCGCAUAUACAAGAGAAAAAAGUAGCACUGCACAAUGUGCUUUCGCUGCGAUAUAAGCAAGAGUUCCAUAAAGAAUCCAGCCGCAUCAGCAGCAAAUUUGUCAAGUUUUAUUCUCUGCCUUUCAUUUCGAAAGCCAGUUUUCUUCCUUCCUGCAAUUACAAGAGUAGUUUUGUACCAGGUAAUAAAGUUGAUCGCUUUGAAGGGAAGGCAACGGUGUUUGAAUCAAAUGUUUACCCACCGGACGAUACGCAGAUGUCAAGAAACUCCGGAAUGCUGUGGACUCGUCCAAAUCGAGUCGCUGACAGAGAGGUAGUUCGGUCAGUCGUGGAUAACAUGGUUGCUGCACUUCGUCUGAGUUCCUCAGAGUAA
Molecule: messenger RNA, 6893 nt
Organism: Porites evermanni
Lineage: Eukaryota; Metazoa; Cnidaria; Anthozoa; Scleractinia; Poritidae
Source: the annotation of a GenBank genome assembly